Molecule: messenger RNA, 1609 nt
Organism: Corylus avellana
Lineage: Eukaryota; Viridiplantae; Streptophyta; Magnoliopsida; Fagales; Betulaceae
Source: RefSeq, a predicted model, not a curated record
UCUAAGAAACCAAUAUCUUUACAUACACCUCUCCCUCUUUCUCUGCAGCCUAGCUUGGUUCUUCUUCUUCAAUACCAGAGUUUAUAGAGGAAGAUGAAGAAGUCAACUUGUAUACCUCUAAUGGUGGAGCCUAGGAGGCAGAUAUCAUUUAGAUGCUUCCUUUCUUCUAUCCUUUUGCUUUCUGCAGUUUUCUUCAUAGGGAGUGCAUUUAUAAUUACAGAUUAUAAAGAGAAGUAUUUGUCUUGUGGAUCAUCUGAUAAUAUGCAGAAUACAAGAUCUAAGAUGUGUGAGAGUCAAUCCAUGCCCCAAGGAAGUGAAUCACUACCUAAGGGAAUUGUCUCAAAAAAUUCUGACUUGAAAAUGCGACCAUUAUGGGGCCCCAUGGAUAAAAAGAACUCGAAGUCAUUCACAAACUUAUUGGCCAUUGCAGCUGGCAUAAAGCAAAAAGAAAGUGUGAAUAAAAUUGUGAAGAAGUUUCUGUCAAGUGAUUUUGUGGUGAUGCUUUUCCAUUAUGAUGGCGUUGUGGAUGAUUGGAGAGAUUUAGACUGGAGCAACCGUGCCAUACAUGUUUCUGCUAUUAAUCAAACUAAGUGGUGGUUCGCCAAGCGUUUUUUACAUCCUGAUAUUGUGGCUGAGUAUGCCUACAUCUUCCUCUGGGAUGAAGAUCUUGGAGUUGAAAAUUUUGAUGUUGGAAGAUAUCUUACAAUUAUUAAAGAAGAAGGGCUUGAGAUAUCACAGCCAGCACUUGACGCUAAUAAAUCUGAGGUUCAUCAUCAUCUCACAGCAAGAGAUAGAAGAUCAAAAGUGCACAGGAGGACUUACAAGAUGAUUGGUAGAAGGAGGUGCAAUGAAAACAGCACAGAGCCUCCAUGCACAGGGUGGGUGGAAAUGAUGGCUCCUGUUUUCUCAAGUGCAUCCUGGCGUUGUGCAUGGCAUAUGAUUCAGAAUGACUUAGUUCAUGCAUGGGGCUUGGAUUUUCAGCUGGGCUACUGUGUACAGGGUGAUCGGACUAAAAAUAUUGGAAUUGUUGAUUCCGAAUACAUUGUCCAUUAUGGUCUUCCUACACUGGGGGCGUCUGUGACGAACAAGAAAGUUGCUGAAACACCUAAUCAAUCUGCCCAAGAUACGAGCUCGAGUGCAGGACCACAGGCAGCAUCAAGGUCAAAUCAAUCUGAUGGUAGAACUGGGGUGAGAACUAGAUCCUAUAUUGAACUAGAGAUCUUCAAGAAUAGAUGGAAAAAAGCAGUAAGGGAGGAUUAUUGCUGGGUUGAUCCAUAUCAGAAACCUGCAGCAAAGAAAACGGUUGAGAAGUUGAUUGCUGAAGAUAUACACAGGAUCACACACAGGCAUUGACCUAAAAUAGAAAGAGGAGGACAAUAGGGCAGCUUUGUAGAGAUCAAGUUGUGAAAUACGUUUUCCCAAAUGUUAGAAUAUUUUAUACUCUAUAUUUAGGCCUUAUAGGUCUAUUCCCUUCCUUAUUUAGUCUAGGUUUUUUUUUUUUUUUUUAAUUUUUUUAUUCAUCACACUUUAAAGUGUCUAUAAAUAGAGAUCAUUGUAAUACAGUUAUUAUACAUCAAUAGUCAAUAUGUAGCCUUAAGAGUUUCCAUCA